CAUCUUACCCAAACGGUCGGACGUUUCGUGCUGUGUACACAAAUCGGCGGCCCGGUUUCCUUUGUGCCGAGAAAGUAGAACCGUUCUUUAAUAUUUACGUGUGAUAGCCCCGUCUUCAGCACAGCAAGGCAAAAUGGCUACAUCGCAGGAUCACUGCAUUACGCUGCAAGGUUCCGCGGCCAUCAUCCACGAGUAUCUGAAGUAUAGCUCGCACUCGAUCAUCUUUCAGCGGGGCAUCUAUCCGGCCAGCGACUUCCUGCCGAUGGAUUACAACGGUGUGCCGAUGAUGGUUUCGCGCGACCCGCGCAUCAAAGAGUACAUCGACUUGAUCAUGGAGCAGGUCCACGAUUUGAUCAUGAAGCGGAUGGUUACCAAGGUGACGAUGUGCAUCGUGACGGUAGAGAGCAAGGAGGUGGUGGAGCGCUGGGACUUUAACAUCCAGCCGACGUACGACGGAGAGCAGGGCGAGGAGCCGGCCGUACCGAAGGCGCUGAAGAAGAUCCAGUCGGAGAUACGGGACGUGAUGCGGCAGAUCGUGGCCACGAUCAGCUUUCUGCCCUGUCUCGACCAGCGCUGCACCUUUGACAUCAUGCUGCACACGGUCGGCGAGGUGUUCGAGGCCAACCCGACCAUGAUCAAGCAGUUCCGCGAGGAAGAUAUGGCCAGCAUCGAGAUCGAGGGUGCGCAAACGAUCGGGCUGAAGCAGUUCAGCACCGGGCUGCAGACGGUCGACACGAAGGUGGUGUACCGGGUGACCGAUCCCUAGUGGGCAGGCGACCAACCGACCUUUUGCCUUUGUUUUAUUACCAGUUUAAGUAUUUUUUCAACCUUUUCUUGCAUGCAUAAAUAUAGACAUUAAGUGGCUGUGAUGGGUGGGAGACAGCGAGCAUUUGUUAAUAAGACGAUGAUAUCGAGCUGAAAAACGGAAGGGCUUUCUUUCAUUCCAUUGGAUAGUUCUCAGUGAUUGGCAAUGUACGUGUUGGCGGUGGAACUCGGGCCAGUCCACGCGGAAAGGAAAGGCCUUCAGUGUCCUUAGUCCCAACCGAAAACGGGUUCAUAGGAAAAUAUUGGUUUCUGCCCGAAAGGAGUUAUUAUAACAAAUUGUGCAUUAUACUUUCCGCUAGCAUUCUCGGUUCGUUGCAAUCUAUGCAGCGAACGUGGGACAAUUGAUACCACAACUUUUCGGGAUGGGGCAGAGUGACCCGGACGAGACCUUAAGCAAAUCCUAGGAAAGGCCAAGACGUUCAAAAUUUUUGUCAUAAAUCGUUGCAACGAUGAUGUGUUGCUUGGGCGAAU
Anopheles arabiensis is the source of this 1296-nucleotide messenger RNA. RefSeq names its product mitotic spindle assembly checkpoint protein MAD2A (gene mad2). Lineage: Eukaryota; Metazoa; Arthropoda; Insecta; Diptera; Culicidae. The record is from RefSeq and is a predicted model, not a curated record. Gene Ontology annotation, cellular component: nucleoplasm; kinetochore; cytoplasm. Bases 134 to 766 code for a protein of 210 amino acids. The transcript has 3 exons. Gene Ontology annotation, biological process: mitotic spindle assembly checkpoint signaling.